Daldinia vernicosa is the source of this 960-nucleotide messenger RNA. RefSeq lists its product as uncharacterized. The transcript is spliced from 4 exons. The coding region runs from base 1 to 960 and encodes 319 amino acids. NCBI's taxonomy places the organism in Eukaryota, Fungi, Ascomycota, Sordariomycetes, Xylariales, Hypoxylaceae. The record is from RefSeq and is a predicted model, not a curated record.
AUGCUGCUCUCGAACUAUCUCGCUGCCACCUUGGCGGCUUUCGUCGCUAUUUGUGUCUCCGGAUCGAUGGCGAUGAUGAGCCAGCCGGAAGGCGAUGACACUGUCGCUACUAUGGCAGAAAGCCAGCCGGCGCCCACUUUCGAUCUUAUCGUCAUGUUCAAACAGGACUCUGAGGUUGGUGAAUUCGGAGCACUCAACGCUCUUCUGGGGCCCCUUAUUACGGCCACUUGCACCAGUAACGUUCCUGAAUCUACCAAGCCCCCGGUCUCUCAGGACUCGGCUUAUCAAGAUCCUCGCGACGACCCUGGCCCUGCGCAGCACCAUCACAACCCGUUCACCGAACAACUGGGCGGCGGACAGCCAUCUAUGAUGCAAAACAUGAUCGCGCAGUACAAUCGAGAGAAUCCUGCUAACCAGAUCCCCCCUUUCGUCUUUUGCACAUCCUUACAUGGCCCUGUUCGUAUGUAUACGCGUCGUGAGAUUUGGCUAGCUAUUCAAGCUGCAGUUCACGAUAUAGGCUUCGACGUGCGAACUGACGACCGAUCUCUUGGUGCGGCUUGGCCGCGCCGCUUGGGUUUCCAAAGACCGCUUAACUACGGCGACGCCGCUGGACCGGUGAUGGAGUACCCUCUUGGUGCUGAUGAGUAUGAGCUACCUUUAACUCAACCUAUUGAUGAAUCCACCCUCAUGAUGGACCGCGUAACCUUCCUACACGACGGCACCUACACAGGCGUUGUCCGGUACACCAACACCACCCAGUGGCACAACUGCUACCCCCACGGCUGGCACUCCUUCCAGCGCGGGCGCAACGCGACUCGAACCCUCGUCCAGCGAGGCAUGGGCGCCAUCCGAGGCGCCUGGGAUCGCUGGCUCGGCUAUCAGCAUGGCGGUUACGAACGCUUGGAUGAUGAGCGGAACGAAGUCUAUAAUACGUGGUAUUAUUCCUUCUAUGAUGGCUAG